Messenger RNA from Lymnaea stagnalis (great pond snail), 16262 nucleotides. Lineage: Eukaryota; Metazoa; Mollusca; Gastropoda; Lymnaeidae. The record is from the annotation of a GenBank genome assembly.
GUGGUCACUGUCACGUGACUUUGAAAGGAAACAAAAAUAAUUGCAGCCAUGAUGGUGGGUGGAGAUAUUUAUUACUUAUUAAAUUGCUUAUGUUAACAUAAGAAAUGGCAUUGAAACUUAUACGAUUUUUUAUACAUUCUGCAGGAUGGAAUUGACGACAGCCCUGACCUCUUGGCAGAGGACCAAGAUAAUAAGGUAAUCAUAUUCUUCAAUUAAACAAAAGAUGGCAUCAGUAUGAAGUAUGAUGAGUGAUGAUGAUGAUGGAUGUAUUUUGUAUAAUUAAAUUUUAUAAUAUAAUCAUAAUAAUAAUAUAGCCUAAUAUAAAUAGUAUAAUUAAUGUGUAAUAUUUAUUAUAAUUAUACCAAUAAUAAUUGUAAUGAGUUGGCGGAUUUUAAGAUUAAGCCAAAUGACUAAUGAUGAAUUUAAGAGGUUUAAAGAAGUAUAGUCUGAGUAACUGAGUAUGAGUAACCUAAUUUUAAUUAAAUAUUUGGCUAACUGACUAAUUCGUAAUAAAUCAGGCACAUUGUUGUUACCCGAAACUUGCUCUUGAAACUAAUAGGCGAGUAGUUAAGAAUUUUUACUUGACGCAACAUUGAAUAACACUUACUGAAAAGACACUAAUAACAAACUGUCAGUAAACUCAUACUUGACAGGCCAGACACCAUUUUGCACACAUUCAUCAUUGAUUUUCUUGGCUGCCAUCAUCAUUGCUUAAUUAAAGCAGGCCUGCAUAACAUGAGGGGCUGCACUUGGCGGCCCCCGAAGUAACGAAAUAUUCUUUAUUAUUAUUAUUUUCUUAAUAGCUUUCGCCCCGUCCUAUUAUCUUUCGGCCUGCACAAGUUUUUCAUAAAGAACUACGGCCCACCUUACCUUUUGAGUAGUGCAGGCCUGGCUUAAAGCAUCAUUAAAUGACUCUGCAACAAGCAGGCAGACUAGAAACAAAAAUGUUGUCCAAAGCAAAACUGUAUAUUUAAACCUAGUCCAAACCCUAAAAUGAGUAACCCUAAUCCCAAAAAUGAGAAUCCCUAACCCCCCAAAAUGAGUCGGCUAACUCAGAAAAGAGGACCCCUAAUAGGGUGAACCCUAUAAUUUAUCGGCACCAGCUCUUCUGACAUAAACCACCAUCUUCCAUGUGUGCUACACAGGGUGGUGAAACUACUACUUUAGUCUACUACCUGAGGAUGGCAACUAAUUAAUUAAAAAUGAAUUAUUGGUGAUUGAGGCUAAUGUGCACAUAUGUAAUAAUAGUAUGGCUACUAUGACGUAUAAUGUUUAUUACAAGUUGACCUUUUAGUUUAAAGCCUAGGAUUAAAAACAAUUUUAAAAAAUCAAACGAUUCAUAGACAGGAUAGACAUCACCAAAUAAUGCAGAAGUUGUUGUUCAGAUGUAGACAAUGUAGCAUACAAUUUUAGGCACAAGCAGUAAAACAAACUACUUUAUUCUGGUGAUUAAUAGAAUCCAAUGCUCCCUAUGCAUGUUUUGCCAUGGACAGAGAUUAUUACUUCCUAAUUCAAUUUGGCCCUGUGCUGGCCCAGUCUCAUAAGUGGAUGCUACAUACUGCACACCACUAUUAUAGACACUAAGAUAGAUAUUUAUUAUAUAAAGUUGUAAUCUGGGGCUAUUGGUGCGUUGUCUGCCAUAUUCUAGCCAGGGCCUAUUGCAAAAAACUCAGUCACUUUGUCCAUCAUUUGUAUUCAAAUUCAAAGCAGUUGGACGUAGUGAAGGGUGGAAAGGACAGUAGGGAUUCCAUCUCCAUUCAAGAAUUACAAAACAAGCUAUUUUAUUACUUACCAAAGUUGUUUUAAAAGAAAAAAUAUAUUUACAGGCAUUUUCCACAUGCAAAAAGCUUAAGUUCUUACAAAGUUUAGUACUAUUCAUUAUUUAAUGGAUUGAAUAAGACUGGUAAAGAUAAUAAAAUGUUGCUAGGACUUGGCUGGAGAUUUCUGAAGUAUGCCUGCUUUUAAUGAAAAUUUUGUAAAACAUGUGUCACACAUCAUAUGUCAGAUCCCCUGUUAAAAAGUAGCUGAAAUUCAUAUAAGCAUCACUAAUUUAACAAUGUUGGAAGAGGCUGAAAUUCAUAUAAGCAUCACUAAUUGAAAAACAUUUCUAAAAAUAAAAAAAAGGUUUAGACAUACUUAUAGUUAAUAUAAUUAGGGGAGUGAUUUGAGAAUGUUGCUUGCUAUCAGUCAGAAACAAAACCAAAGUUGUGAACAAAUGCAACAGGUUGGCCUAUUUAUUAUUUACAAACUGUGUUGUGGUUGAUUGGUGGACAUAGCUACAUGUAGAGCAGAAUGAAUAUCCAUGAUAUCAUAUUUUGAUAUAUGGAAGCUAAUUGAUAAAUUGAAUAAGAUUAAGGUAGUUUGAGCUAGUUUUAAAUAUCCUGCUGCCGCUUAAGAAUCCAAGUUUUAAUAUUACAAAUUUUUCAUUUCUAGUAGAGUCUUAUCUGAUAUACAAUUCUUCCCUCCCUUCUAGCUUUUAUUCUGCCAAAUCAAAUCAUUCAUUGCAAACCAUCUUUCCUUGCAAGGAAGAUGUAUUUAAAAAAUUCCUAUAUAAAUCUUAUUUAGACCAGGUCAGACACUGUGGACCUCACAGAUACCUCCCUGAUGGUGGAUAUAUCAGAUGCUCUCAGUGAAAGGGAAAAGGUUAAAUUCACUGUACACACUAAGGUAUGCAGGUUACACAUACUUAUUUUAAAAAGUUGACUAUUUGUUGUCUGUUCUGAGACUACCAACUUAUUCUUAAAUUGUUUCCAGAAAAUAACUUAUUCUUAAAUUGUUUCACAUGCCCUUAUUGUGAAACCAGUCGGAAUUCGUUAAUUUUAUAAAGGCCUUCCUUUUCGCUGAACCAUGCAUGUUCAAAAUUUGAAACAUUGCACGCUUAUAUGCCUGUGAUCAUUUUUCAUUUUGAUUUAUAAAAUAAAUAAAUAUUAAUACAAUUAACCAUUUCCUUUCCAGACGACACUCCAGCACUUUAAGAAUUCUGAGAUGUCAGUUGUGAGACAACAUGAAGAAUUUGUUUGGUUACACGAUCGAUACGUAGAAAAUGAAGAAUAUGCUGGAGUUAUUGUAAGCCAUUUUUCAGCAUCUUUCUUAAAACAUUUCUUAAGAACCUCUUCUGUGACCACCCAAACACAAUUGUCAUCAGAUAUAUAGUCUCUUAUUUUCUUUUGGUUAAAAAUAAUAGUAAUAUCAGUCCCAGAGAUUAUCCUGAUGUCAACAACAGAAAACCUGUUUUUCUAUUAGUGAGGAGGCUAAAGUAAGUGGUAAAGAAAACAGCUAAGCAGAGCUGUCAUGUGGGCCCCAGUGUUUGCAGGAGCCUCAGAUAUUAAAGGGGCCCAAAACUGUGAGGUAAAAAAAAAAUAGUACAAAUUAAUUUCUCUAGAUAACUGAUUAGUAAUUUCAUCAUUUGAAGGGGUCAUCAGACUGGCGCACCCCCCCAUGCCUGAAAUGGCUGCGGUCGCCCAUGUUAGUUUCACUAACGCAGUUUCGGAUAUAGCUGGAAUUAACUUAUAUUUCCCUCAAAGUUUGGGGCCUGGUGAUGUAAUUGUUUACACACAGGAACUCUCAAACCAGUGAUUGGAGUUUCAGUCUCGAUGGAUUGACACUGUUUUUUUUUUCUCAAUAGCUUUUUAGACAAAGGGUAGGCCUAAAUAAUUCGAGGUAGGACUUCUCAACCUUUAUUAGACCAAGGACUAUUUUGAUGAUGACCAUUGACCUCCUCGUAGAUUGAGUAUUAAAAUUACAAAGGAAAAGCAGCUCACUGACCCAGUGACACCUUCUCUAUUGACCACAGGUUGAGACCCUGCUCCAGAGCAGUGUUUCCCAAAUGUUUAUGUUUGGUAGACAGGAUGAUAAGUUUCCAAGCGCUUCACAGAUUGGUGCCAGCUUUAUUAAUUAGCAAUUCAGCCAAUGCGAGAGACAUGGAAUGAGCAUCACCAUUUAAUGCUAGCUAUUAUAUGUUAUUUUGGUAUUGCUAUGACACUCUACUUAAUUUUCAUACAGUUCUUUUUUGGCUUCAUAACCAGGGAGGGGGGGGGGGUCGAAAAUUUCUGCUGCCAUGCCUUUCUGAGUGCUUACUCACACUAUGAUGGAGAAGGUGAAUUCAAUUAAGUUUAUACAUUUAUUUUCAGUAUUGCUAUGACACUCUACUUAAUUUUCAUACAGUUCUUUUUUGGCUUCAUAACCAGGGAGGGGGGGGGGGGUCGAAAAUUUCUGCUGCCAUGCCUUUCUGAGUGCUUACUCACACUAUGAUGGAGAAGGUGAAUUCAAUUAAGUUUAUACAUUGAUUUUCCUAAAGUUAUACUUGAUUAGAUUUUUCACUUUGUGCCAAAAAUUUUAAGUAUUUUUUUAACAUUUCAUAUCUAUUGAUGUGCUAAAUAAAAGGGAACAUAGAAAUUAAUUCUAAUAUUAAUUAACAUUUUAAUCGCAGUCGGGAUAAUUCUUCACUUUUAGAAAUGGUCAAAUAGUUAUAUUUUGAGAGAACACUUAUAGUGGUUGUAUAUUUUCAGAUCUUAAGAAGAUUCAAAUUUCUAGCUAUCUAUACGUCUUAUAAGAACACCAAGUAUUUUUUGGGACAAAUCUUUGCAUUUAUAAUAUAAAAAAAUAAACAAUAAUUUAAAAACAGAUUCCUCCAGCACCCCCAAAGCCAGAUUUUGAUGCGUCCCGUGAAAAGCUGCAGAGACUGGGUGAGGGUGAGGGAACUAUGACGAAAGAAGAAUUUACCAAAAUGAAACAGGAAUUAGAGGCGUAUGUAUUAUUACAUUUUUAAGAAAUUCACCUUUCUGUCCCACGAUAAGGAUUAAGACCUGGUCAGUUAAGAUUAAGGUUGAUUUUAAAAUAAUACUUUUUGUAUGAAAUCGUUUAGAGAACUCUGAAUUAGUUUCAAUUCUAUUAAUAAACUGCGAGACUUGCAGACGAGACUGCCACGCCUGCAUGGUCUCAUAAGCUACUUGGGGUAAGGCUAAUAAUUCAGAAGGUGGACCGGGUUCAGCCCGUGUUACCCUGCAUAUUUGGCUCUCAUGGAUUAGAGUUUAUUUGUCAAUGGCCUUCACAUGUGCCAGCGUCCACGUCUCUCAUGGAUUAGAGUUUAUUUGUCAAUGGCCUUCACAGGUGCCAGCAUCCACAUCUCUCAUGGAUUAGAGUUUAUUUGUCAACGGCCUUCACAGGUGCCAGCGUCCACGUCUCUCAUGGAUUAGAGUUUUAUUUGUCAACGGCCUUCACAGAUGCCAGCGUCCACAUCUCUCAUGGAUUAGAGUUUAUUUGUCAACGGCCUUCACAGAUGCCCGUGUCCACAUCUCUCCUGGAUUAGAGUUUGUCAACGUGACUCUGUUUCUAUACCUCCCUUAAUUCUGUAGUGCCCAUUCAGCAACUGCUUCAGUGCCCAUUCAGCAACUGCACGCAUUGCCCAUUCAGCGACUGCCUAGUGUCCAUUCAGCGACUGCCUGCAGUGCCCAUUCAGCGACUGUCUGCAGUGCCCAUUCAGCGACUGCCUGCAGUGUCCAUUCAGCGACUGCUUGCAGUGCCCAGUCAGCGACUGCCUGCAGUGCCCAUUCAGCAACUGCCUGCAGUGCCCAUUCAGCAACUGCCUGCAGUGCCCAUUCAGCGACUGCCUGCAGUGCCCAUUCAGCGACUGCCUGCAGUGCCCAUUCAGCGACUGCCUGACUUCUUAACCAAAAGAUCAUUUGAUUGGCUGUUUUAUUGGGAUCGAUGCGCCUGCUUAAAUUGAUUAUGAAUAUAAAUAAUUAACUAUAAAGGACCAUUUUGUGUAAAAGGGUUCAAGAGAAAUGCACCAGCCAUUUCCACUAUGCAAAACAUUAUACUUCUAGCUGAUGGUAACUACUUGUGGCAUUUUCUCACUUUGUACCAUAAUAUGCCUAAGUAUUUUUAUUGCCAAUCAUUUGCAGAGAAUAUCUAGCAACCUUUAAGAAAACUGUGGCCAUGCAUGAAGUAUUUCUUCAAAGACUUGCUUCCCAUCCAGUCUUGAGAAAUGAUGUUAAUUUUGAAGUAUUUUUGGAAUAUGCAGGAGACGUAAGCUAAACACACAUUAUAUUUAUAACAAUGUUUAAUUUUUUUAGAAGUCUCUGCAGUUCCUAAGUAUGUUAGUUCUUGCUAAUAAGAAAAGUUGCAGCAUAGAGCAGUGGUUUAAGUCUUAGAGUCUUAGUUGUAAUCAUAGUAGUGUUUUGAUGAAUUACAAAUUUGACUUUUUAGAAAUAUAGGUUUGGUUGUUUUAAGCAAACUGCUUAAUUUAUUGCAGAUGAGUGUAAGAGGUAAAAAUAAGAAAGAGAGACUUGGUGGUUUUUUUAAAAGCAUUACAAAGACAGCAGAUGAAGUUCUAAUAUCAGGUCAAAAGGUGAGUUUUCUUGAAUGCCAGAACUCUUUUAAUUUUAAGUUAAGUUUGAUUGGGAAUGAAGCAAAAUCACAUGGGACUAAGUGAGCGGACUUGUGGAUGAGUGUUGAUGAAUCUUCUAAGCAUUUCUAGCAUUGGCUGGUGAUUGAUCAUGUUGAAGUCUUCAACCGACUCUUGAAACAUAGGUGCUAUUCUAAACCCCGUCUGCGACUAAAGCAUGAUCCCUAUAGAGCAUUUUGAGGGUCCCUAUAAUAGCCACCUGAAGAUUUGAGAUCAUUCUGAACACAGUGCUACACAGGUAACAAAUAAAGGUGUUGUAUACUAAUUCAGGAAGCUUGAAAGCAUUUACCUUCAGCGUCAUAAUCAUUUUGGUCAAAUGGAACACCAAGGGCAGUAAUGUAUAAAAUAACUUCACAUGAUUGUAAUUAUGAUAACAGCAUUCAACGUAGACGCAAGUUACAUGUGCCAAAUGAAAUUAGGAUGUAGUCGGCAAAUUGCAUUUUUCAGAGCAGAGCUGUUAACUUUAAUAAAAUAGUUUAAACAUUGGUUUCCAACUUUUAAAUUAAAUUGUUUAACUUUAUUCGGUAAAAAUGAUGGAAUUUUGUUUUUUUUGCUUCCUUUUUAUUUUUGAAGAUGCAACGCUUUGAUCAGUGUUAAUAAAGUAGGUAAAGUUCUCUAAAUUUUGGGCCUCAUUUAACAAACUUUACUUCUUUUUGAUGAUAUUUGUCAAAGCCAUUCUGUUUUGUUUUAUUAAAUAGAUUAUGUAGCAAUGACUUGAAUACAAAUAUGAUUUCUCAAGUCUUCUUUUUUUUGCAGGAUGUUGAUGAGUUCUUUGAAUCAGAAAAAGUUUUUCUUAUAGAAUAUCAUAACAAAAUAAAAGAUGCUACGGGGAAAGCUGAUAAAAUGACAAAAGUUCACAAAAGUAAGUACACCAGACUCUUAUUGAAACAUUGAAACAAACUUUAUUGAUGAACAAAGUAAUUUGCCGGGUUUUUUUCUGUACUAUUUUGAUAGUGAGCUGCCCUGAUGUUUGAAGCUAUACUUGGUGUUGUAGUUAACAUUUUUUUAAAAAAAGGUGGUGAUGUAACCUUAUUGUGGAUUCUAGGCCAGGCCGUCGUAACCUUAUUGUGGAUUCUAGGCCAGGCCACCAUAACCUUAUUGUGGAUUCUAGGCCAGACUGCCGUAACCUUAUUGUGGAUUCUAGGCCAAGCCGCCAUAAGCUUAUUGUGGAUUCAAGGAGCCAAGCUGGUUUCUUGAAGUUGGAUUUGCCCAAACCCCAGAUUGUCAAAUGAAUGAUCUAUUCAUAAAAACAUGGUUUUGAAUUACACUGGCAGAUUAAGGGUCAUACUGUUCACUUGUUUUUUUUUUAUUAACAUAAAACAUUUUUGUGUUAUAAUAAAUCGACCGAUCUGCCUUUCACUGAUUUCACUGUUGAUGUUUAGAGAUGGUGUCGUAUAAGCCCAUAUUAUAGUUAAUGGUGUCAUAUUAACAUAUAAUGGCAAAAAUGUAUGUUAAAAUGUUGCACAUUAGAUAUGUGUGCAGUUUUUCAUGAACACUUUAUAUGUACACAUUGCAACAAGAAAAAUUCAUGAAUAUUUUCUUUAAAAAAAUAAACUGACACUUAAACAAAAAUAACUUCUUUAAAGUCAGAUUUUUGUCAACUUUUGAUUAUUUCAUCGAUGAAUUAUUUUAUUUUAUGACCCAGUUUAACGUUAAAUGUAAUGAAUAGUAACCCAUUGGUUAAUUUUGCCAGCUCUAGUAAUACAGUUUCCUGUAUUGGAAUUAAUUCCUGUGAAAUAAUUACUGUCUGCCUCCACAGAGUUUAUUAGAUUACUGUUUUAAAACCCUAUUUGUCACCAAAUUGGGGGGAAACGACACUCUGCCGAUUAUGAUUAACAGUUUGCAUUAUGCUUGGACAUGGCAUUUUAUUACUUCUUUGUUUUUCAAACAAAAAGUUAUUGAUUCGCAUUAGGGCUGAACCAGUGCAGUUUUUUUUUACAUCAGGUCCGGGUAUUUUAAGACAAUACCCCAUGGGUGUUACAAAGAGUUGUCUUCUCAUUUUCUAUAAAGUUUUAAACCUAGUGGGGAAAAGUGCAUGUAUGGGUACAGUAGCAACCACGAAGUUAUCAAAUUUGAAGGCUUCAAAACAAAAGCUUAAUCAUAUAGUUCUUGCCCAGCAGAUCUCAACCUUUACAGUGUUGCAACCCCUGUAUAACAUGAGCCAAGUUGUGGUGACCCACAGCCAGAAUUAUACCUUGAAAUUAAGAAACAGGUGUUAAGGGGGAGAGUAGAGCUUUUUUUGUUGAUAACAGGGUGUUGUUGAUGUAAUUUUGAUCGGUUGGGGGGAGGGGGUGGAUCGGUAAGUCAAUCCCCAUAAAAGUUUUGAUCAAUUCAAAUGCCUGGAUUGCAGUUUACCAUGGAAGCCACCAACUUUUCCGUUUAGCCUGCCUAAAAAAUGAAACACAUUGAAAAAAAUCAGUUUGGGGGAAAAGUUAUUUGUAAUGAAAAUUUUUUUUAAUGAAAAGAAACUUCUAAAAUAUUUUUUAUUACACAGCUGAUAUCCAUUGAACAAAUUAUACAAUUAUACUUUUUAUUUUACAUAGCUGAAGUGUAGUCAAAUCAUAGUAACAAUAAGGAAAUAUCCACUACAUUGUAGUCAUAGUGUAGUAAUAGUAAGAAAAUAUCUUCUGCAUAGUAGUCAUAGUUUAGUAACAGUAAGAAACUUUUCGCUGCAUUGUACUCAUAGUGUAGUCAUUGUGUGGUCAUCAUGUAGUCGUAGUUUAGUAAUGGUAAGAAACUAUCCACUGCAUUGUAGUCUUAGUGUAGUUACAGUAAGAAACUAUCCACUGCAUUGUAGUCAUAGUGUAAUAACAGUAAGAAAUAUCCACUGCAGUGUAUGGGACUUAGCCUUAUCUAGUUUCACUGUUGAUCUCGGCUGAUCAAAGGGGACUUAGCCUUAUCUACUUUCACUGUUGAUCUCGGCGGAUCAAAGGGGACUUUGCCGUAUCUAGUUUCACUGUUGAUCUCAGCUGAUCAAAGUUUCACUGUUGAUCUCGGUUGAUAAAAGGGGACUUAGCCUUAUCUAGUUUCACUGUUGAUCUCGGCUGAUCAAAGGGGACUUAGUCUUAUCUAGUUUCACUGUUGAUCUUGGCGGAUCAAAUUGGACUUAGCCUUAUCUAGUUUCACUGUUGAUCUUGUCUGAUCAAAGGGGACUUUGCCUUAUCUAGUUUCACUGUUAAUCUCGGCGGAUCAAAAGGGACUUAGACCCCAUCUAGUUUCACUGUUGAUCCUGGCAGGUCAAGGCCUUCUGUUCAAUCAUUGUGGACUUAGCCUUAUCUAGUUUCACUGUUGAUCUCGGGGGAUCAAUAAGUGUUAGAGUUUCUUCUGUUCCAGAAGUGUGUCCCACGUUCCUGCCUUGGUAGCUUUUCGAAGCGAAGUAGGCAAUCCCGGUCGUAGAAUCCGUGUGAUCUCUGUGAUGGUGAAGUAGAUUCUCCAGCGAUAAAUCAUGGGUGGUAAGAGUCCCUGAAUCUCGAGGUCCUUUAUCGUAGCCGUAGGUAGUUUGGUUUGAGACAUAAAACGAUCCCCUAGUUCCACCUUCAAGGUAUGUUGGUUCAGUAAGAAUAAACCAGGUAGUAUUCCAGAUUGCAGCUAAUGAUCACGCUAAUGAAGUCGUAAAUAUAGUAGGCUACAGAGUUCACUAUCAAGUAACAGGAUCAUAAAAGUCAGAUUCUGAUCUGCUCUUGCUAUUUAUUUAAGUCGGGUGAUGAUUUUAAUUGUUUUGUUUAAAAGUGUUUGUUCUCCCAUCCAAUGAUAAUCAUUCUCAUUUUACGGGUUUGACCUUCUGCCCAGAAAGUUUAUAAGGGAGAUGGGGUGUAUACAAAAAUCAUGAUUUUGCGUGAGCUGUCGCGCGUCUGAAUGCAAUAAUAACAAGGGAGACUACUCCGGUUAUCCUACUGCAAGGGCAAAACUGGGGGAGGGGGGGUAUUAUUUAAGGGCGAGUUUACGGUGGAAGAAUUUCACAAUGUCUAGCUUCAAACCAUUGCACAAGUGACCCCUAAUAUUUUGUCAGGCGACCUUCAAAGGGAGUAUAUGUUAAUGUUGCUGGUCACUGGUUGGUAGCAGUUUUCAUUUUUCUGAACAAACAUACACACAAUAUUUUAAUAAAUAUUAUCAUCAUCAUGGUGAUACCAUCCUAGCCUUCCUUCAGUUAAGUCAAGUGCCUCACUUAUAAAAUGGGUGUUAAAUAACAUUACUAUUAUUGAAUUCACUGACAGAACUUAGAAAUGAACACACUCUUUAAUUAUUCAGUAUCAUCACCCAGUCAGCAUGUAAAAUGAAUUAUAAAUUUUAAAUUUGAAGUUAAAUAUAGUUUCCCACCAAUAACUAAUGAGUUUUCUAUUAUUAUUUUUUUAAAUUCAGGCAAAAUGUAUAAAAACAUUAUGUUCUGUAUUUGUGUCAAAAGGGUUUAACACAUUAAAUAGAAUGAGCAGAUAUCUCUUUUUUUUUUUUUUUUUUUUUUUUCACACUUAAAAUUGUUUUUUUUUUUUUUUUUUUUUUACACACCUGAACCUGGUUUAAUUUUUUGCAGGAUCUUAAAAUAUAUAAGCUAUGUAAAGUUUAUAGCUAUAUUUAAAAUAUUUACAAUUUAAAGUUUGCUUCAUUUUUAAAAACAAAAUUAUUUAGGCAUUGUAGACAUUUAAAAUUUAUUUCUAUUUUAGGUGUUGCAGACUCCUAUAUUCAAAUUUCUACUGGGUUAGUUCAGUUGGCCACAAUUGAGAACACAGAACUCGAUAGGUAAUUAUGAUUUAUUUACAUUUAAUCAUUCUACUGCAUUCUUUUUUCAAAUCUAUCAAUAUUUGUUUUAAAUUAAAAUAAUGAGAAGAUGGCAAAAUAUUUUGUUCUGUGCCUUAAAAACCUUUGUUUCUUUUUAGCUGUUAUUGACAUAUUUUGUAGUUUGUAAUAGAUAGCCAAAGAUAUUUAUUAUAUUUAAAAGUAGUUAAAAACUCCUUUCAUAGUGAAAUGAUUGUAUGUCAUAAUGGGUAGUUUGUAAUAGAUAUCUAAAGAUAUUUAUUAUAUUUACUAUGGUCAAAUGGUUGGUUGUAUGCAAUAACUAAAGAUAUUUACCAUGGUCAAAUGGUUGUAUGCUAUAUUGGGUAGUUUGUAAUAGAUAACUCAUUUUCUGUUUCGGGUUGAUCCUGAAGUGUCAAAGUGUCCUCGUUUUAUAGCCAUUUUCAUUGUUUCUAUAGUAUAGUAGUUACUAUCCUAGUGUCUCAUUUGUAUUUACUUAGUUUACAUGUUUUAAUAAUUGUAAAGCGCUUAGAGCUUUAUGAUAAGCGCUAUAUAAAAAUGCCUAAAUAAAUAAAUAAAUAAAUAACUAAAUAUAUUUAUUAUAUUUACCAUGGUCAAAUGGUUGCAUGCUAUAUUGGGUAUUUGUAAUAGAUAACUAAAGAUAUUUAUUAUAUUUUCCAUUGUUAAAUGGUUGUAUACUAUAUUGGGUAGUUUGUAAUAGAUAAUUAAAAAUAUGUAUUAUAUUGACCAUGGUCAAAUGGUUGUAUGUAUUUAUUUCCAAUUAGAAAAAGGCUUGUGGAAGCCAUAUAAUUGUGUAUGAUUAAAGUUUGUUGCUAUCUUUCACCCAAAUAAACAUUUCCCUUCAUUGGCGAAAGCCCAACUACAAAGAAAAUGGACUAGAUAUUGGUCAACAGUAGAAAGCAGUUUGACUUUGAUGAAAGUAAAAUACUUAGUGGGGGAGGUGGGGGCUUCUACCCUAAACUGUAUCACUUUAAAUCCAUCAGUUUAUUAUUGAUCAUGCCCAUUAUUAACAAAUUUCAGAAUCUAUAGUAAAGUAGCAGAAGCCUUGGAGAAAGCAAGGGUAAGUGUUCAAUUAAAAAAAAAAGAAAGAAAGAUAUACGUCCAUUUUUGAUAACAAGAGAGCAGCAGGCGCCAAGCUAUACAAAGUCCAGAGGCCCUAAGCUCAAGCUUAUGAACUUAUUGGUAUAUCUGAGCCAGAUUGUGAGGCACUAAGCUGUAGCUUAUUUAGUUUUUUGGUCUAACUGAAACUAACAUUGUAAAUUCACUGUAAUCAAUUCUUCUUCUUCUUCUAUAUCUUAAGGGCCCACGAUCAAUUUAUUGAUCAUUUUGGCUCCUAUGCAUGUAGAUGGGAUUUGCAAUGUUUCUGUUACUGGUGGUGAUGAGGAAAUUAUGCACUAGGGGUUUGAAGGCUUGAGGCAAUAGACACAAUUGGUGACUGACUUCAGAUAUUUUUAAAACAUACUAACAGAACAUAUUUUCUCAAUGGAUAAAAGUGUCAAAAUUCAAUAAUUUUGUUUGAUUUACAAUCUGAUGUACAAUUUGAAUAAAUAAAGCCAUAUUUAUUAGCUAUUUGACGUACAAUUUGAAUAGAUAAAGCCAUAUUUUUUUUGCUAUUUGACAUACAAUUUCAAUAAAUAAAGCCUACCAAUAAAAUUAAUUUCCCUUCCUAACAUUUUUGUUAAGUGACUAAUGAUCGCAUAAAUGUUUAUAUCAUUUAUAUGCAACCGCAGGUGAUGUUUCUGAAAUAGUUUUCUUAACCGGUGUUAUAAGAAACAAGAUAUUAUAGAAAUGUUUGCUUUCAGAAAUUGCAAGGGCGAGUAGCAUCAGAUGAAGACUUGAAGUUAAGUGACACACUGCGUUAUUAUAUGAGAGAUUCUAUGGCAGCAAAGGAUUUACUUUACAGAAGAAUGAGAGCUCUAGUAGAUUAUGAAAAUGCUAAUAAGGCACUAGAAAAAGCCAGGACCAAGAACAAAGAAGUGGCUGCAGUAAGUCCACUAAUUGUGUUUGACAUUAAAUUUGUGUUGUUGCUCUGUUGUAAACCUCUUCACAUGUUCGUAAACUCUUAACGCUUAUUCUUUGUGCUGCUCAAAUUCUGGGCACUGGGGGGGGGGGCUAAUCAAAAUUUUAGUCUUAAUUAAAUAAGGCUAAAGGAAGUCGUAUAUCAUAGAGUCACAGAAAAGCAACUGCACUGGCAGCUGUUUAACCCUGUAAUUGUCAAGAGCAUUUUACUGUAGCGUCUGGACAUUUUUAGCAUUUUAUUAUGCUUGUCCAAAAUGAGGCGAGACUAAAUGAAUUCAGGGAUCCUUACAAGUAUACAUUUUCUGAAAGUAAAUUAGACAGGGUAUCUUAUGGUAUGAAAAAAAAAUGUUUUUAUAUUGUUAUGUUGAUAUUGACCUCGACCUUAACGGAGUGAGUAAAAUUUACUACUCAAAAUCUGAAUUCAUACUCCAUAAAUUGUUCAAACUAUUAUAAAAUCAAGUUUUUGAGAUAUUUUUUUAUAAAAUGUCAAUUUAUAGUUACUUAUAUUGAAAACUGUAAUAUUGUUUCAAAUUUCUGUCAUACAAAAUACGAAGGGGAAGGCAUGAAAUGAGUCCUAAAAUGCCUUUUCAACUGAAGUUAUUAAAUCCAUUUUUUUUAUUAAUUAAUACUCCGGUACAUACACAAACAUAAAAUGUCUUGAAGUAGGUCUUUGGGAUCCAAUUUUUGUCUUUCUUUAUUUCAUUUCCACCCUUUCCCAAAUGAAUUUGUCAGUAACAAUACGACUAAGCUCAGUGAUAAAAUUGUCAAUAUCGGACUCAUGUUGCCAGCACCGCUAGAGUAAAUAUUGUCAUUACAAGCAAGUGGAAUAUCUCUGAAUAAUUGCUUUCAUUUUAAUCCCAUUUGAAAUAAUUCAACAUCAGACAUGGUGGUCAAAAAUUUUAGAAAAUUUCACACUAGAUUAUUCAUACAAAAAUCUCAGAUAAAAUUACGUAACAGAAAUAGGAAGCAAACUCAUUUAUAUAGAGUGAUUUCCCCUUAAACACUGUACAUUAAAUCAUUCACAUAUUUUAUGACGAUUUUGCUAUCGGCCGUGACACCACAGAAAGGGUAUAAUGGCCGAUGAUCAGCCAUUUUGUGCAUAACAUAAAAUGAGCUCUGUAUUCUAUAGAAUGCCUAGGCAUAUCCUAAAAUGAGCUCUGUAUUCUAUGGAAUGCAUAGGCAUAUCCUAAAAUGAGCUCUGUAUUCUAUAUAAUGCCUAGGCAUAUCCUAAAAUAAGCUCUGUAUACUAUAGAAUACCUAGGCAAAGUGUAUUGAUGAAGAUAUUGUAUAGUUUUUUAUAUAUCUAAAACAUUCUAUAGAAUGCCUGGAUUUAACUAUUGUUCCUGUAACAUAUACAUAAUUGUUUUUGGUGGACUCUGUAUAUUUAUGAAUAUUACACUCAAAUGCUAGAGCACUAAAAUGUUGUAAUAAGGGGCCUUUUAAUUUAUCAAAAUAAUAUUGAGACUCCAACUUUGAUGUUUGACAUUAAUUUCCAGGCUGAGAAAACCCAAGAAUUAUGUUGCAAGAAGUUUGAAAAGAUUUCAGAAGUUGCUAAAAAAGGUUAGAAAAAUAUACUGUGUUUGAUGAGAUUAGAGAUAGUCUGUGUUUGAUGAGAUUAGAGAUUGACUGUGUUUGAUGAGAUUAGCGAUAGACUGUGUUUGAUGAGAUUAGAGAUAGACUGUGUUUGAUGAGAUUAGAACACCCAAGUAUCAGCUGCCAAUUUCAUCCUCAAAAGAAGCAUUUGAGUGUACAACAGACCUGUUUACUAUUAUGAUUUUGGCAUACACAUACAAUUUUGAGAUGUCUUUUACAAUUGUGCGCCAAGACCUGUCAGAACUACGAUUUUAAGAGACCAUGUUGAAAAUAUAUAUUCUGGAAGUUUUUCGGAUUUUACAUCAGCUUUACUCUAUUCCACUCUGCACCCGAUGCGAGUGGUGUUAUUGUAUAAAUUAUAUAGUCUUUUAUUUAUUUACUAUUAUGAUACAUUAAUUUACGAUUUUUAGAUGCUAUUGUAUGUUUUUUGGGGUUCAGGAGUAAUGGGGUGUGGUACACUAACAACAGAGUGCAAGCCAACCUUGUUAUCUGACUUGAUAUGAAGCUGUUGGAUUUAAAGACAACUUUUUUUUUUAAUGUAGCUGCAAAAUGAAAAGUUCAACAAAAUAAAGAAAUCCAUAAAAAUACAGGAAAUAUUAUUCUCAAAGGAUCUUAAAUCUCUUUUAUAUUCUGUCAAACUUUUUAAAAGAAUCUUUAAUUUAAUUCCUCAGAAAUCCAAGAAUUCAAGUCUAGGAGAAUCAUUUAUUUUAGAAAGCAUUUGGUAGAAUUAGUUGAGUUGGAAAUGAAACAUGCAAAAGUAAGUUGACCUGUUAGCUAAGAAGUGAUGUUUAAGUUGACCUGUUAGCUAAUAAGUGAUGGUUAUGUUGAAAUGAAAAGGAGGUUUUACUGUUGUUUUCAACUCAUAACUGCAGCUGUCAUUUUAAUAAGCAUAAAAUUAAGCUAUGUCAUCAGAAUAUUUUUAUGGACCUUUUGGCAAUGUUUCAUUAAAUAAAAUAAUUUUUCUUCUUAAUAAAAUAAUACUCUUGUGACAGUUAGUUUUAAAAAAUUUCUUAUAGUAAUUUGUCUACUCUAAUAAAUUUGUGUACUUUGAUACAUUUGUCUGCUCUCUGUUAGGCUCAGGUGCAACUGUUAAAAAAUUGUAUCACAGCAUUACAAGGAAGAGAGGAAUGAGUUUCUUGGAGAGCCAAUGGGAUGUGUACACCAUGUAUGACAUUCUGAUGUCUGGCACUACUUUAGGACAAUUCAUCUGUAAAUCAUCUUACUAUAUGUACCGCAUUGUUGAGAUACUUCAUUCAUUAGUCAUCUGGUGUGUGUAAGACUUUGUAAAGAUAUGUCAUUUCAAUGUGUGUACAAUGUUAUUUAAGAUAUGUCAUUUCAAUGUGUGUAGAAUGUUAUUUAAGAUGUCAUUUCAUUGUGUGUACAAUGUUAUUUAAGAAAUGACAUUUCUACGUUUUGUUAAUCUUCGUUCAACUAUGUGAUUCUUUUUAUUACGUUUAACAAUUGAUCAAACUCAACUAUUUAUAGAUUUGUUCGC